Messenger RNA from Platichthys flesus (European flounder), 2350 nucleotides. Its product is annotated as proline-serine-threonine phosphatase-interacting protein 1-like. Gene Ontology annotation, cellular component: cytoplasm; actin filament; plasma membrane. Bases 136 to 1380 code for a protein of 414 amino acids. NCBI's taxonomy places the organism in Eukaryota, Metazoa, Chordata, Actinopteri, Pleuronectiformes, Pleuronectidae. The transcript is spliced from 15 exons. Gene Ontology annotation, biological process: actin filament polymerization. Gene Ontology annotation, molecular function: actin filament binding. The record is from RefSeq and is a predicted model, not a curated record.
AUAUGACUAACUGACAUUUGGGCUGCUCACGGUUUUAAACACAGCUCACUUGGCUCAGUGUCAGCUGACCUUACAAAACGUUAUUUAAAAUCCUGGAGGAGAAGUCCAUCCAGAGGAAAACAAGCAGCAGCUGAGAUGACACCUCUGAUGUUUAAAGAUGCUUUUUGGGGGUCGGACCUGACCUGUCACGCUGGGUAUGACGCUGUGAUCCAGAGGUUACGAGAUGGAAGGCAAAUGUGCAAAGAUGUGGAGGAGCUUUUAAAGAUGAGGGCACUGGCAGAGGAGAGGUACGGGAAGGAGCUGGUAACCAUUGCUCGAAAAGCUGGAGGACACACGGAGAUUAGCACCUUGAGAGCGUCAUUCGACCAAUUAAGAACACAAAUGGAGACCAUCGGGCACUUCCGCAUGCAACUUUCUGAUAUAUUGAAAGAGGAGGUGAAAAAGAUCGAGACAUUCAGAGAACGUCAAAAAGAGCAGCGGAAGAAGUUUGAAAGCAUCAUGGACAAGGUUCAUAAGAAAAAGAUUUCCUUCUUCAAGAAGACCAUGGAGUCGAAGAGGAACUAUGAGCUGAGAAGCAAGGAGGCCGAUGAGGCCGAACAGGGCGCUGAAAAAACUGCUGUCACAUCCAAAAACUCAGAAAAGAUACGUCACAGGGCCAAGCAAUGCAGACAGACAGCCAACGAAUCAGAGAAGCUGUACUUCAAAAACGUCAUGCAGCUGGAAAGUGUUCGCCAGGACUGGGAGGAAACACACCAAAGCACAUGUGAGGUGUUCCAGCAGAUGGAGGGAGAUCGAAUCGGCAUGCUCAGGUGUGCUCUGUGGGACCACUGCAACCACUUCUCCCUGCAGUGUGUCAAAGAUGAUGAGUUCUACGAGGAAGUGAGGAAGCUUCUGGAGCAGUGUGACAUCACGACGGACAACAACUGCUUCAUAGAGACGAAAGGAACGAGGUCGCAGCGUCCAGAACCCAUCGUGUUUGAGAGAUACACUCCGACUGAGUCACCCGCACACAGCAAUGGCCAAUCACUUAUCGCACGAGGAGGAGAGGACGUGAUGAGGAGAAACUCUUCACAUCGCGGGAGUUUUCCGAACAUCAAUAUGGACAGUGCUCGAUCAUCACUGACAUCUGUUGUUGAGAUUUCAGAUGGAGGAUAUGCGCCUCUAACAGGCCUCCAGCAAGACACAUCACUGGCCACAUUUACAGCGGAUGAAGAGACCUACCAUGUGCUUUAUGCAUACACUGCACAGGAGGAGGAUGAGCUGUCUGUGGGCAGAGGGGACGUGGUCCGAGUGUUGGAGCGAGGAGGAGAUGGUUGGUGGACUGUGGACAGGGACGGGCUGACUGGACUGGUGCCAGGGAACUACCUGGGCCAAAUCUGAACACACACUCACACACACACACAGACACACACACAUACAUACACACACACACCCACAGACACACACUCACACGCAUAAGGCCAAAUCACAUAUUGCCACACACCAACAUAUAUAUGUGCUUAAAAAUAGUCAUUGCUUCCUGUGUCACAUUUGCAUAACUACAUAGAUGAACAUGAACACAUAUUGUGCAUCACUAUAGAUUCACUCACAUACACAGUCCUUUGUCUAGUGGGUGUGUUAGAUGUUUCAAAUUCAGAUGCAAAAAAUUGAAAAAUCAAAAGGAAUAUUAAAAAUGAUGGACAAUGUUGAUUAUAUCUGUGUGAUACUUUUAGCCUGAAGUGAUUGUUUUGUCAAACCAAGAGUUUAAAAUCCUAUUGUGAAUGAGAAAAGUGUCAAAUCAGCACCUUUGAGAAAAUGGGUGCAGCAAACCUUUGAAAUUGUUGCUUAAAAAGUAGAAUGAAAUGUUCCUAGAAUAUCUAAAUGGUUGACGGGUAAUUUUCUGUUGGUCGAUUUAUCAAUUAAUUUAUUAAAAGCCCAUUUUCCCCUGCUACCUAGUCUAUAGGGUUUUUAUAUUGUGUUUUAUUAACAUUGUAUAUAUUGGUUUAUUUUUGUUGUGCACUGAUUGCUGGUUGUAAAUCAAAUUGCCCUUGAAGGAUAUUAAAGAUUUUCUUUUAUGGAUAACUCUAUUUAAUCCCAAACUGCACAGAGGAACCCAGCAGCCAGCAGGGGGCAGCCUCAGGACACAAGCAGCUGCAGACUGCUUGGAAAUUAUGCAGCAAAGAUCCAGGGAUUUGUUGUUGUUGUAGAGUCGUGCAGUAGUGAGUCCUCACCUGGUCUGUGCAUGAAGUGGAACAAUAUGUUAUUUAUUUGAUAACCGAAUAUAAACAAGAAGGUUUUGAAUGAAUUUUCAGAAUUUUAUUAAAUUAAAUGUGUCCCACACUGUGAUUCUUGUAAGGCGUCAGAAGCCAAA